GAGAAAGUGAAAGUCUGAAAUCGCUUAUUCACUCCCAGCUCGACGAACUUCCGCACGUUACAGAGCCGCAGGAUUUGACGAAUUCGACGGAUUGAGCUGCUGAAGUCGGUGUAAAGUGUGUUUAGCAGCAUGUCUCGAGGCUCUAACGCAGGCUUUGAUCGACACAUCACCAUCUUCUCACCCGAGGGCCGCCUCUAUCAAGUCGAGUAUGCCUUCAAAGCCAUCAGUCAGAGCGGCCUGACCACGGUGGGCAUCAGAGGGACGGACUGCGCUGUGCUGGUCACACAGAAGAAAGUCUCGGACUCGCUCCUGGAUGCUUCUACGAUGACAAACAUGUUUCGUCUGACUCCACGGAUCGGAUGUGUUAUGACCGGACAUUACGCCGACAGCCGCUCUCAGGUGCACCGGGCUCGUGUGGAGGCGGCCGAGUGGAAGUAUAAGUUCGGGUAUGACAUCACCGCGGACAUGCUGUGCCGGCGCAUGGCGGACAUCUCUCAGGUCUACACACAGAAUGCUGAGAUGAGGCCGCUGGGCUGCUGCAUGAUGCUGAUCGCCAUGGACCCCCAGACGGGCCCCGUGCUGUACAAGUGUGACCCGGCCGGGUACUUCUGCGGCUUCAGGGCCACCAGCGUCGGGGUCAAACACCACGAGGCCAACAGCUACCUGGAGAAGAAGCUGAAGAAGCAGCCGGAGCUGCCCUACGACCGGACCGUGGAGAUGGCCAUCUCGUGUUUGUCUUCGGUUCUUUCUAUGGACUUCAAAUGCACUGAGCUGGAAGUGUCUGCCGUGACCAAAGAAAACCCCAAAUACAGGACUCUGUCAGAAGCAGAAAUCGAGCGUCAUCUGGUGGCGAUCGCGGAGAGGGAGUAACUGUCAGCUUUACCGUGUUUUUACCGUUUGCUCAUCAGUCUUGGUGUUUGGUGUGUGUUACUGAACCAGUCCUCCGUCUAUAAACCAGCAGACAGACCAGUCAUUAUCAAAUAAACCAACUUUUUGUAAGUCUGAA
This is a messenger RNA of Puntigrus tetrazona (Sumatra barb), 1006 nucleotides long. It is a transcript of the gene psma6l, whose product is annotated as proteasome 20S subunit alpha 6, like. Gene Ontology annotation, biological process: ubiquitin-dependent protein catabolic process. Gene Ontology annotation, cellular component: cytosol; proteasome core complex; proteasome core complex, alpha-subunit complex. The transcript is spliced from 7 exons. The record is from RefSeq and is a predicted model, not a curated record. The coding region runs from base 130 to 870 and encodes 246 amino acids. Lineage: Eukaryota; Metazoa; Chordata; Actinopteri; Cypriniformes; Cyprinidae.